Molecule: messenger RNA, 2286 nt
Organism: Homalodisca vitripennis (glassy-winged sharpshooter)
Lineage: Eukaryota; Metazoa; Arthropoda; Insecta; Hemiptera; Cicadellidae
Product: triokinase/FMN cyclase-like
Exons: 4
Coding region: 182-2167 (661 amino acids)
Biological process (GO): glycerol catabolic process
Cellular component (GO): cytosol
Molecular function (GO): glycerone kinase activity
Source: RefSeq, a predicted model, not a curated record
AUGUUAUUUUGACACUGUUUAUUUAAGGGAUGACAAAAUGUAACUUGUAAUAUUCAUUAUUAUUGUUUUGAACGCUUGUAACUCAGAAUGUUUGGGAAAAUUUUUAUUUUAUUUCUCACAAUCGACUGCGUUCUGUGUCUAUUUGGGUUGAUGAGAUCAAAAUUAUUUCGUCCAAAAACUGAUGAUGCAACCGCAAACCAAUAAACAUCUUAAUGUGACUGCAGGGAGUUCCAACGUGGUACGGAUAUCCAACAUUUCAGAUCAAUAUGAGUCACCAGACGCUACAGAAAGUACAAGUGGAAAACUGCCCAAGCAGGUGUAUUUUUACAAAAGAGUUCCCCUAUUUACCGACGUCUCCGAGGAAACCAGUGUUGUGGAACAAUACUUGGAGAGUGUUGCUUUACAGAAUAGGGGACUGGUGGUGGUGAAAGAGUUCAACAUCGUGCUCCGCAAAGAUCAUGAGGUGAUGACUGAGAAAGUGAAGAUUCUGACGGGAGGUGCGACUGGGUUGGAGCCGUUACACUCCGGUCUCGUCGGGCACGGGAUGUCAACAGGCGCGGUGUUCGGCGACGUGACGUCCAGCCCACCGUACAUGAACAUCGUGGUGGCCCUCAGACUCCUCGGGAGAGACCACACUCGAGGUGUCCUCGUCAUCGUCACGAAUAACUUAGCGGACCGACUCAACUUUGGGCUGGCCUGUCAGAAGGUGGCGCAGGAGGGAAUUCACUGCUUGUGCUUGACGGUUGGUGACGAUUGUGCGGGUCUCGAAAAUGGUCACGCUGGAAAGCGAGGGUUUUGCGGAAUUGCCUUUCUCUUGAAAAUAGCCGGUGCAAUGGCAGAAGAAGAAAAAUCGCUGUACGAAAUAUAUUGGCUCGUGAAUAGCCUUAACGGGGGUUCUCUGCGUACUGUGAACAUCGCAUUAGAUUCGGGUGUUUUGAAUGUUGGUACUGGGCUUGGAGGUGAACCUGGGUCAUACUGUGUAAAGGCUAAUUCUUUAACCGAAGCCACAAAAGAAGCACUCAUGCUCUUGCUUUCUCCUGAUGCCCCUGCUUCUAUUUUUGUCGAGAAGGAAGAAAGUAUUGCCAUCAUUAUCAACAAUUUCGGCAAACUAUCUGAUUUCCACUUUAGUCUCAUAGUAAGAACGAUUUUGAAUAUAAUAUAUAGCGUGUCUGUUAAUGUCGUAAGAGUAUACAUUGGAAGAUUUUUGUCUGCACCUGUCACACAAGGGUUUUCAAUCAGCGUUCUUAAACUGGAUGAGAAAUUACUGAAGUGGUUGGAUUUUCCAGUAGGCGUGACGAGUUGGUCCAAUAGGGGCAACACAGUCGCAGGAAUUUCUCCUGCCCAAGAUUGGUUCUCGUACUACAACAGUUUAUACAUAACAAAUGCAACGAUAACUACUCUUGAGGAUCCUUACAAAGACAAAAAUAUGGGUUCAAAGUUUACACCUUACCAAGCUGCUGUAGUGGUGAAAGCGAUUUUAAACAUUAUAGACUGUGUUAUUAAUGCAGAAGACCACCUGAACGAACUGGACUCCGACCAUGAUUAUGGAACUACUCUAAAAAAGUUCAUCCUAAAUAUAAAGAGUGAAAUGGAGAUGAGAGUGUUGAACAUAGUGACACCUUAUGGAUUACUUAAUGACCUUGCGGAAAUAGCAGCAGUCUCCAUGGGAGGUAUUUCAGGAGCUGUCUUCAGUGUUAUCUUCGCUUCUGCUGCUCAGGCAUUCCUGUCAAGCUCCACGCAGACACCGUUGGAAUGUGAGAAGUGGAUCAGUGCCUGUAGAAUGGCUAAGGAGGGACUUAUUUCCUUCACCCAUGUGAGGCCUGGUGACAGAACGAUUUUAGAUACACUUCAUAACUUCGUCGAAGCAUUCACAGAUCCCACCUUGGAAUGUCUGACAGAAGCUGUGAAUGCAGCAAAGGAUGGUGUGGACAAGUCAUCUCAACCGCCAGAUCCAGGGGCUUGGAUUCUUGCUGAGGUGCUUCAACUUGUCCUCAUCCAAGUGGAGGUAUUAUUCAGCAAUGACGAGGCAGAUGAAAAUGAAGAGGAAGAAGAUGAGAUACAGGAAAAUAAAAAAGAGGAAAAUAAAGAGGUAAAUGAGGAGAAGAAUGAAAAGGAGGAUUUCUCAAGUUCAGACUAUGAACAAACAUCUUCAGAAGACAGUUUUUGAACUUUAUUCGUUUAAAAUUGUUCAUAUACAAAACCUUUAGUAGUUUACUCUUCUAUUUUAGAGUAAUCAAAUAUAUUUCUGUAAUUUUUAAAACUCAAUAAAUAAACUGUCUAAUUGAA